AUGUCCCAGACCAAGGCCCUGAAGGUCCGCCUGACCCUCCUCUGCGUCCUGGCGGGGAUCGUGCUGGCGCUGGUGGCCGUGGUGACCGACCACUGGGCCGUGCUGAGCCCCCACGUGGAGCACCGCAACGCCAGCUGCCAGGCGGCACACUUCGGCCUCUGGCGGAUUUGCACCAAGCGGAUCGUCCCGGGCGACGGCAGGGACAAGAGCUGCGGACCCAUCACCCUGCCUGGGGAGAAAAACUGUUCCUACUUCAGGCAUUUUAACCCAGGCGAGAGCUCGGAGAUCUUCGAAGUUACCACUCAGAAAGAGUACAGCAUCUCGGCCGCGGCCAUCGCCGUCUUCAGCCUGGGCUUCACCAUCGCGGGAACCAUCUGCGUGCUCCUGUCCUUCGGGAAGAAGCGCGACUACCUGCUGAGGCCAGCGUCCAUGUUCUUCGCCUUUGCGGGUCUCUGCAUCUUCGUCUCGGUGGAGGUCACACGGCAGUCGGUGAAGCGCAUGGUCGACAGCGAGGACACCGUCUGGAUCAAGUACUAUUACUCCUGGUCCUUCGCCUGCGCCUGCGCGGCCUUCGGCCUCCUCUUCCUCGGCGGCCUAGCUCUCCUGCUCUUCUCCCUGCCGCGGAUGCCCCAGAACCCCUGGGAGUCCUGCAUGGACGCCGACCCCGAGCACUAGCCCUCUUGGGCCCCUGUCCCGAAGGAAGCCGAGCCCAGCCCAGAACGUUUGAGAAGGAGGCGGGAGCGUUACUUCUCCCCGUUCCCACCUGCCCCUUCCCCCGCAGCACAGC
Messenger RNA from Globicephala melas (long-finned pilot whale), 787 nucleotides. It is a transcript of the gene CACNG1, whose product is annotated as calcium voltage-gated channel auxiliary subunit gamma 1. The record is from RefSeq and is a predicted model, not a curated record. Gene Ontology annotation, biological process: regulation of calcium ion transmembrane transport via high voltage-gated calcium channel; calcium ion transmembrane transport. NCBI's taxonomy places the organism in Eukaryota, Metazoa, Chordata, Mammalia, Artiodactyla, Delphinidae. Gene Ontology annotation, cellular component: L-type voltage-gated calcium channel complex; membrane. Gene Ontology annotation, molecular function: voltage-gated calcium channel activity; calcium channel regulator activity.